AUGCCGGUGGACAUCACACCUGUGCUAAAAGAAUGGAUGGAUCAGGAUGAGUUGGUUUCCCAGGCUGCAGUACACAACCUUGUGUCCAUAGGCGUUGGAAUGGACAUUGAUGCAGCGGAAUCACACGGCAUCUUGCUAGCCCCUGUGAUGAAACAUUUGGGACUGAAGCCAUGUAUUCAGGUAGUCAUGGACUUGGUUCUCUGCAUGUAUACGAAUUGCAAGCCGUAUGGGAAGAAGGUUCCCUCGAGCACUACGAUCCGGAAGCAUUCGUGGUACAUCCGCAGGCUUAUCACAACUUGGUCAAGGUGGGCAAAACGUGGGUCUUGUCCCCGUUCUGAGGGUCAAAGGCUGCUAUUCGAGGCUGCAGGUAUUCCCAUCCCCGAGAGAUCUGAGUCUGGAACCACUGAAGGUGAUGAAGAUGAAGAUGAAUAUGAAGGGAUGGAAGGAGAGGAGGAGGAUGAAUUUGAGGAUGAUGAGUGUGUAAAUGGUGAUGAUGUUGCUGAUGAAGAUGGUGAAGAUGAAGGUGAUGGUUGUGACGACCAUGACGAUGUAGAGGCUGAAAAGGUGGUGACCACAAAUGAGGCUGAAGUGACAAGGUGCGAUGAACGUGUUCCUACGCAUUCCGAGGAAGUGCCAAAGUGUGGGGAUCAACCGCCUGAUCAAUCAGAGGUUCUUGAUCAACCUGAUGGCCAAACGGUACCGACUUGCUUUAGCCCCACACUGGCAGUGGCAAUGGACGUGGUGGUCACACCUCCGCCAAAAAGAUGUUUUGUUGAUCGCAGGGGCUCAUCUUCUUCGAUCCUGUCUGGAGACAAGGUGGCUGACCCGAAGCUGGCUGAGCUUCAGGCCUUGAGAGAAAUAGAGGAGGAACUGAAGCAUCUCACGGCCUUGCAUCUGAUGAAACAACCCACGAUCGGGACAAUGGGAAACGACAGUAUGGAUCCAAUGGAUCUAAUGGACACGUUUCCUUUGUUGCCGGCCUACAUGGAUGACGUGGCAGAAAACCUAAAGAAAACAUUGGUGUUUGAACCACUGCCUUCUUCAAAGGAAUCACAUGGUGAUGAGAGUUCACCAAAGCCAGUUCCCAUGGAAUCAGAUGGUGGUGAGAGUUCACCAAAGCCAUCUCCCAUGGACCCACUUUUGUCUUGCAAGCCUGAUCAGUCUCAAGAACUGGCACCAGAAGAGGCCAUCCCAAGUCAGCAUCCAACCCCCAGUCAGCCACCUUGGCUCCGCACCCUGCAGUGA
This is a messenger RNA of Durusdinium trenchii, 1245 nucleotides long. Lineage: Eukaryota; Dinophyceae; Suessiales; Symbiodiniaceae. The record is from the annotation of a GenBank genome assembly.